AUGAAGGCACGACAGAUUCCACGCAGCAGAAUCCGCGAACAGCAACUAAAUCCGGUGUUUCACUUCCAAGACAAAAAGGAGGACAGCCAGAUACUUACACGGGCCAGAAUAAAGCAAGCGUUAAAGAGUGGUGUACUGAAUCUAUCGGGCAAAGGACUGGCGACAGUGCCCGAAAAGGUGUGGAAUUUAAGUGAUUCGGACGAAAAUGAGAAGGAAGUACGGUAUGAUCUUAAUCGCUCGAACGAGGAAGAAAGCUGGUGGAACCAAAAAUCACUUACGACGCUCGAUCUUAGCUCCAACACGCUUACAACGAUCAGCGAAAACAUACAGAAUCUGGCCGAUCUUACCGUGCUGAAUCUUCAAGAUAAUGCAUUAACAAGCCUACCGAGUGGGAUCGGGGCGCUAACCAAGCUAACGAAGGUCAGCCUCAGCCGGAACAAGCUGACCGAGCUGCCGGAAAGCUUCUUUCAGCUGAAGGAGCUAAAACAUCUCAACCUUUCGCACAAUGAGUUUGCCGAGAUGAAUCCGAACAUAAGCGAUCUAAUUAUGCUUGAAAUAUUGGAUAUUUCAUUCAAUAGCAUUAACGCUUUACCGGGUGGCGUUGGGUUUUUGGUAAGGUUGCAGCAAUUAACGCUGAACAAUAAUCAUCUAACGGAACUACCGAACGAUAUCGUCAAUUUGCGCAAACUUCAAAAGCUUGAUCUUGCGAAGAACGAUCUGAAGAAGCUACCCCCUGUGAUGGGUGAGUUGCGCCGUCUGGAAUGUCUGUACGUGCAGCACAACGACAUCGACGAACUGCCAGAUUUUACUGGCUGCGAAGCACUGAAAGAGUUGCACAUUUCGAACAAUUUCAUUAAAACACUACCGGGAGAUUUUUGUGAGAAUCUCCCACAGCUAAAAGUGCUCGAUCUGCGCGACAACAAGAUCGAACGCUUACCGGACGAAAUUGCCCUUCUCGCUAGUUUGACAAGGUUAGAUCUUUCAAACAAUACGAUCAGCAGUUUGCCCUCGUGUCUGUCUACGCUGGCACAUCUCGUUAGCCUACAGGUGGAGGGUAAUCCGAUCCGUUCGAUUCGGCGCGAUAUUAUCCAGUGUGGUACGCAACGUAUACUGAAGACCCUGCGCGAGAGGGAUGGAACGAAGGGAAAAAUGGAGACGGAAAACAAAACGGGAUCAUCAUCGACGGUGGUGAAGAAUUCGCUUUUCUCCGAGAGUAGUACCUUCCCGGAUGUGUAUCAGAUGCGUAAGGGACGUGCGCUGAUCGUGUGCUCGAAGGGUUUGAUCGAUAUACCGGAGGCGGUGUUUUUGGAUGCGCUCGAGGCGUGCGUUUACAAUGUGGAUAUAAGCAAGAACAAGCUAACCACUGUACCGUCAGGAAUAACUCAUCUAUCUGCUCUGCUGACGGAGCUAAACGUGAGCUUCAACUUACUCCAAACCGUACCGUCAUUUUUCUCACAGUUCGAAAAGAUCAGCUACCUUAACCUAUCUAACAACCAGAUGACCGAUUUGCCGGAGGUGGUUGGGCUACUAGUCACGCUGCGCGAGCUUAACGUCGUCAGCAAUCAGCUCAAGCGCAUACCGGACUGUGUGUACGAGCUGCGCGGAUUGGAAAUAUUUCUUGCCAAUGGUAAUCAGAUCGAGGAAAUUGAUGCAUCGGAGCAUGGGCUCGGAGCGCUGAAGCGGCUGGCUACGCUGGAUUUGGCUAAUAAUAACAUUAAGCAUGUGCCGCCAAUCCUGGGCACGUUGAAGAACAUCACCACACUGGAACUAAUUGGCAACAGUUUCCGUCAACCGCGGCAUCAGAUAUUGGAAAAAGGAACCGAAUCGAUCAUGUCCUACCUGAGGGAUCGUAUCCCACAGUAG
Anopheles maculipalpis is the source of this 1863-nucleotide messenger RNA. It is a transcript of the gene f-cup, whose product is annotated as leucine-rich repeat-containing protein 40. Gene Ontology annotation, molecular function: protein binding. The transcript has 7 exons. Bases 1 to 1863 code for a protein of 620 amino acids. The record is from RefSeq and is a predicted model, not a curated record. Lineage: Eukaryota; Metazoa; Arthropoda; Insecta; Diptera; Culicidae.